Fomitopsis serialis is the source of this 1614-nucleotide messenger RNA. RefSeq names its product FAD/NAD(P)-binding domain-containing protein. Bases 101 to 1456 code for a protein of 451 amino acids. Gene Ontology annotation, molecular function: FAD binding. Gene Ontology annotation, biological process: secondary metabolite biosynthetic process. NCBI's taxonomy places the organism in Eukaryota, Fungi, Basidiomycota, Agaricomycetes, Polyporales, Fomitopsidaceae. The record is from RefSeq and is a predicted model, not a curated record. The transcript is spliced from 9 exons.
UCAUUAAUUCAUUGUCUACUGACGCAGGAUAUAUAUCUACGGUCUCUGCACACGCCGCUAUCGCUUGCAAUCGUGACCCCCCCUGUUUGAGGCCCCUGCCAUGCCCGCCAAGUUGAGGGUAGCAAUUAUCGGCGCCGGGAUCGGUGGCCUCACCUUCGCAGUCGCUCUGCAGAAGCUGUGCAAGGACGUUGAGGUCGUCAUAUAUGAGGCAGCGUCACACCUCGCUGAAAUCGGCGCUGGAGUGGGUCUCUGGCAGAGGCCCUGGAAAGUCAUCGAGGAACUCGGGCUGGCAGACUCGCUCUUGCCCCUCGUGAACGGUAAUCCAAUGGAUGGGUGGCAGAGCCUUGAGUACCGUAAGUGCGAUCAACCGCAAGGCGUCUCCUUCUGUGAGGGUAUACCGAAAGCGGGCUUUGCCAGCCUCCACAGGGCGAAAUUUCAGCAGUUCCUCUUCGAACGCGUGUCGCAAUACCAUACAGUCAUAUUCUCCAAGCGACUGACUUCGUAUACCGAGCUGCAGUCCAAGGACAUCCUCCUUAACUUUCGCGAUGGGUCAUCUGCAACGUGCGACUUACUGGUUGGGUGCGAUGGCAUCAAGUCGACAGUCCGCAGCGUCCUAUACCGUUCCUUGGCCGGGGAAGCGAGCGCUGGCGGUGAUGAAGCGGAAGCGGCUGAACUUCGGAAGCACGUAGAGCCGGUAUGGAGCGGUACGGUGGCCUACCGUGCUCUCAUCCCAAUGGACGCACUGGAGCUGGUGCAUCCAAACCACCCCGCAACUCAGCGAGCCAUGCUUUGCUUUGGCAAGAAUAAGCACCUCGUGCUCUACCCCCUCACGCGUGUAAACGCGAUCAAUGUAGUCGCCUUUGUCUCUCAGCCUGAGCUCGAGGAGACGAUCUACGAGGGCCCAUGGGUUCGAUCGGCCUCAAGGGAAGAAGUCACCUCGCACUAUGCGAACUGGGAGCCUGAAGUCAGGAGCAUGUUGAACUGCAUCAACGAAGUGUCUCUGUGGGCCAUUAGCACGGUGCCCUCUCUGCCGACUUAUUUCAGUAACGGUGUUUGUCUCUUGGGCGAUGCGGCCCACGCAAUGACGCCUCACCAAGGCUCCGGCGCAGGUCAAGCUAUCGAGGAUGGGUUUAUCCUCGCAACCCUCCUUACGCAACCCGGUGUCACUCGCGACACCCUGCCUGUCGCACUCCAAGUCUACGACGCUCUUCGGCGCCCGUUCUCCCAAAACGUAGUACAGCUCUCGCGCAGCUCCGGCAUGAGCUACCGCCUCAACUGCCCUGGCUUCGAGGCGCUGACGGAAGAGCAGAGCUACACUGGGACAAUCUCCCCUGCGCAGCUAGACGAGGUGGGAAAGACGGUAAUAGAGUUGACCAGUUGGAACAGGGAUACGUCCAUCAUGACUGAUCGUGAUAGGGCACUGGAGUCGCUCGCUGCAGCUCUCAGAGUGGUAUAACAUAUUGCCCCAUUCGCCUGCCAGUGGCAGUGUAUACUGCCGGUUCUCAGUGCGCACAACAGGAUGCAGUAGUAAUUCAGGCUGUACAGGCAAACAUCAAUAUUGUAGUACUUAGCAACGACGUGAUAAUCCACACAACAUGAUCUCCAAUAUGAGCG